UAUUUUGAGAUACUUGUUGGUUACUCAACCGCCUAGGUUUAGGGAAUAAAAUUGCAAAUUAUCAGUUGAUAACUUACGAUGGCUGGCAAAGUCGGAAACGGAGACGGCGCCACCGCCUCUGUAAGAAACCCUAGCCAUUAUUUCUCUAAUCACCGCCGCAAAAUCAAACGAGCAAGAGUGUCAAGCGAAGAUUUAGACUCAAUCAGCUCUUUGCCUGAUGAGAUCCUCCAAGUUAUCCUCUCCUUCAUCCCGACGAAAGCCGCAAUCAGAACUUCGGUCUUGUCGAGAAGAUGGAGACAUAUAUGGUGCAAUAUACCUUCCCUCUCCUUCUUCCAAGAAGGCUGUACUAAUGCCCGUGAGUCGAUAGAGAAAAUCCUAUCUCGCUACACGGCUCGCAAGAUGAUGAGUUUUGAGCUCCGUUUCAAUUGGAACUACUAUUAUCCUUACGUUUACAGUUGGAUCGAGUUUUCCAUGAACCGAAACGUGGAGAAUCUGUCGCUGACACUUUGUAUCGAAGAUAUUCCUGAUAUCUUCUACAUCAAUUCCUCUGUCAAGCAACUUUACGUUAAGUCAGGUUAUACUAUAUUGGAUCCCAAAUGCUCCGUGUCUUGGACAUCUUUGAAGAUCCUUUCAUUGCACACUUGCAACAUCUAUGACGAACCCUUUGCUAAGAUUCUAUCUGGUUCUCCGAAUCUCGAAACCUUAAGAUUGUAUUUCUGCGAUGAAUUGUGUGUUCUUGAUCUCAGCAAGUCACCGCAUCUAAAAACAUUAGAAAUAGAAAGCGAACAUUGGCUUCAGGGGGCAAAGAUUGUGGCACCACAUAUCCAUUCCCUUAGAUUGAGAUUUACAAUCUCUGAUUUUCCAUAUACUUUAGUUGAUGUCUCGUCUUUAACCGAAGCUGAACUAGACAUUGACUCUGUCUCAACUGAAAAAUUAAACAGUAGUUUUCUUCAAACCAUUGUGCUAAAGAUUCUAGAGAAGGUGCAGAAUGUAGAGAAGCUUACUCUUGGUGGAAACUUUCUUAAGGUACAUUUUGGUGUAUACAAGUGUCAUAUGGAUGGAUAUUAUAUAGCUUGAUGUGCUUCUUGAGAGCUGCUUUUUGUUAUUCACUAUAUAUUUGUCUUUUGCUUUUUGUUAGGCUUUAUCUCAUGCCGAUCUCCAUGGUUUUCCUUUUCCCAAGUUCAAGGCUAAAGUUUUGACGCUUGACACAACUAUCUCUCGAUGUGUUAUUUCUGGUAUAGUAAGAGUGCUACAAAACUCACCUGAAUUAAAGAAGCUAACAUUACGCACAAUGGAUUGUGACGCCAUUAAGGAGGAGAAUCUUGACAGCCACUUAGAUUUGUAUUGCUGGAAUCCGUAUCUAUGCUUGGAAGCGAGGGUAUUUGGACACAUUUACCGUAGGAGUGCAGAGUCGUAGCAUGUGGCUUUGUUCAUGAAACUUGUUCUUAAAACCACAAAGACACUAGAGAAGAUGGUGGUAAGGUUGGGACCGUAUCGUAACACAAGAGGUUUUAAAGAGUUGCUUCAGAUGGUUCCAAUGCUUUCUCACGACAACAAUGUCUCCAUUGUGCUUAGCGCAACCAAAAGUCGAAUUAGAGAGACUAAGUGGUCAAAUGGUCAUUUUAUAUAUUACAACUAAAAGCCAAAUCAGAGAGACUAAGUGAACAUUUUACAUCAAAUCUCAUUUUUAAUACUACUAUAUGAAAUCUUUUCUUUAAUACA
Molecule: messenger RNA, 1722 nt
Organism: Arabidopsis lyrata subsp. lyrata
Lineage: Eukaryota; Viridiplantae; Streptophyta; Magnoliopsida; Brassicales; Brassicaceae
Product: putative F-box protein At1g49610
Exons: 2
Coding region: 79-1077 (332 amino acids)
Molecular function (GO): protein binding
Source: RefSeq, a predicted model, not a curated record